CCAGACUUCUCAUCAAACCCAAACUUCUCCAAGUUGCAACGCUUGGGGGCCUUCGCCAUGGCACUGUUUCGGCUGCACCGUGCGUUGCCCACGCCCACGCCGGUGUCGACGGCGCAGCGCCACGCAGACCACGGAGAUCGGUGGCCGCGGCCAACACGGCCGCGACCAUUUCUGGGCGAGGCCGCAGCCGCUUGCGCCGCCUGUGCCGCUUGCGCCGCUUGCGCUGGCGGCAGAGUCCGCGUGGCGGUGCCACGGGGGUUGGCGAGGAGACAUGCGGCAGAGCGGACAGGAACAGAGAAGGUCAGCGUGAAGGAGGUGCUGACUUUCGUUUGGCCGGUGAUGCUGACCUUCUUAGCCUCUACGCUCCAAGGCUUGAUCGACAGCGCCUUCGUGGGCCGUUGCGGCGGCUCGGUGCAGCUGGCCGCCCUGGCGCCGGGCACCAGCUUUCUGGAUAGCCUCUCCUACUUGCAAUCCUUUAUCUCCAUCGGCACUUUGAACGUCUUGGUCACCGCCCACGGCCAACAGCAACGCCAGAAGCUGCUCUCACGCUCCGUGCUCAUCGCCUGGUGCGUAGGCACCAUGACAGCGGUUCCCUGCAUGCUCAUGGCGCCACUGCUCGUGGAGCUUUGCGGUGCCCGUGGUCCGGUGGUGCCCUUUGCUGCGAGCUAUGUGAAGAUCCGUGCCCUGGGUUUGCCCUUGGACGCCUUGUUCCGUGUGGCCAAUGCCGGGCUCUUGUCGAUCCGCGACUCGCGCACCGGACUGCUGGUGGUCUUCCUCCAGUCAGUGCUGAACGGUUUGGGUGACGCCAUGGUCUGUCCCCGCCUGGGCAUCGCUGGCGCGGCCAUCACCACGCUGCUGGCGCAGGCGGUGACCACACUGGCCAUGGUCGUGGCGGUGCGACGGAAGGGCUUGGUGAAGAAUUUCACGGUGCCCUCCUUCAAGGAGUCCCUCGACUUCUUGAUCUUUGCCUUGCCGGUGUGUCUCACGCUGGCUCUAAAGGUGGCUUCAGUGCAGUUCCUGAGCAUCGCAGCCUCCGCCAAGGGUGUGGUGGCUGCAGCAGCGCAUCAGAUCACGAAGUCCCUCUUCUGGGUCUUCGGGCUCUUGGCCUCCGAGUCUUUAUCCUCCACUGCGCAGGCCUUCUUGCCCAGUUUCAUGCAAGAGAAGGACCACAGCGGAGCAGACCAGACGCUUCGACUGCUCCUGAAACUGGCCGGUUUGGGCGCCAUUGGCACCGUGUCCUUGCUUUGUGUGAUGACCUCUCGGGGAGGUCUGCGGCUUUUCUGCGAAGAUGACGCGGUCUUGUCUGCGGUGCCCAUCGUCUCCUUGACAUGCGGAAUCCUGAUGACUCCCUUCACCUUUUGCAUGGAGGGCGCCCACAUUGCCGCACAACGACAACGCUGGCUUUCGAGACGUUUGUUUCUCUUGACCUCCUUGGUGGGCUUGACCUUUCACGUGCUUCCCAGCAGUGCCGAGCUACCGCAAAUCUGGGCAGUCUUCGUGGUGUACCUGCUGGCGCGUGGCGUGUGGUAUGCCUGGGGCUUGUGGGGCCCUUCCGGAGUUCUACGAUGACGUCCGUUCUCCGCCCAGCGCAGUGCCUUUCCGCGUCACGCCACCGAUGGACGGCACGCGGUGCGAAGGAGAAAAAGGUUGGUGCGAAGGAUUUCCGCGUUUUGAAGUCGACGGGACGAUGCAAACGCCUUUUGUGGCAAACUGAAGGG
Molecule: messenger RNA, 1718 nt
Organism: Durusdinium trenchii
Lineage: Eukaryota; Dinophyceae; Suessiales; Symbiodiniaceae
Source: the annotation of a GenBank genome assembly